AUGUCCAAAGAUAUCGACAUGACCUCUUCCGACGAGGCCGUCGCCGUUUCCAACAAGGAGCGCCGGGAGAAAAAAGACAAAAAGGAAAAGAAGGAGAAGAAGCGCUCCAAGUCCGAGUCCAAGGAUGAGGUCGCAGAAGCUAGCGCCAGUGAAGAGGAAGCGCCAGUAAAAGCAGAGACGCCAGCGAAGAAGCGCAAACGAGAUAUCCUCCCCGAAGAGCUCGAAAUCGAUGUCAACCUCCCGGAGCCGGUCUCCAAGAAAGCCGCCCGCAAAGCGAAGAAAGUGAAGCUGAACCCUACACCCGCCGCCGAGGGAGAAGAGGGAGACGCCGGCACAAAGACAGAUGGCGAAGCAAAGGGGGCCAAGGAUGCAGACGGCAAGCGAUCAGCAUACGGUGUAUGGAUUGGAAACCUGCCGUGGUCUGCGACCAAGGAUUCAUUGCGAACAUUCCUGUCCGAGAAUUCAGAAAUCGCAAGCGACCAGAUAACCCGCGUCCACAUGCCCCCACCUACAAAGGUCAACCCGAGCUGGACAACUAAGCCUCUGAACAAGGGCUUCGCAUAUGUCGACUUCUCCACAGAACUAGCAAUGUACUCCGCCAUUGCCCUGACAGAAACUAAAAUGGACGGCCGUGCCCUACUCAUCAAGAACGCAAAGAGCUUCGAGGGACGGCCAGACAAGCCAAAGACAGAAGAAGGCCAGGACAAUCGCCGCGCAGCCGGCGCAGACAAAUCGGGUCACCCACCCAACAAGCGCGUCUUCAUCGGCAACCUCUCCUUCGACGUGACCAAAGAAGACCUGCAAGAGCAUUACGCGCAAUGCGGCGACAUCGAAGACAUCCACAUGGCCACCUUUGAAGACUCGGGCAAAUGCAAGGGCUACGCCUGGAUCACCUUUGCUGACGUGGAAUCCGCCACGUGGGCCGUCAAAGGCUUCGUCUUCAAAGACGCAGCCGAAUUCAAAAGGAAGGGCAAAAAGGACGAUAGCGACGAUGAAGACGACGACGACGCAAAACCUGAGAAGAAGAGGAAAUGGUUCAUCAGCAAGUUCAUGGGCCGUGAGCUGCGAUGUGAGUUUGCAGAGGAUGCGACGACACGUUAUAACAAGCGCUGGGGCAAGGAUAGGCCCGUCAAGGCUGUUGAUGGCGUUAACCCGGAUCGCUGGAGGAACUUUGAUCAAGGCGGUGAUCGUAAAGCAGGCCGUGGGAAUAACGAGCGAGGCGGUGGGUCGAAGCGCAAGGUUGAUCCGCGAACAAUCAAGAGCGGUGCGGCGCAUUCGAGGUAA
Bipolaris zeicola 26-R-13 is the source of this 1284-nucleotide messenger RNA. RefSeq lists its product as uncharacterized. Gene Ontology annotation, molecular function: RNA binding. The coding region runs from base 1 to 1284 and encodes 427 amino acids. Lineage: Eukaryota; Fungi; Ascomycota; Dothideomycetes; Pleosporales; Pleosporaceae. The transcript has 2 exons. The record is from RefSeq and is a predicted model, not a curated record.